AGCAUAGCCGUUUGAAUUUAUGCUUUGCCUCCCGCCUCACCCACCGUUAUCCGUCAGCCACCACCAAACACAGAGAGAGUGUACAAACCGCCAUUGAAAGUUCGUUGCAUUUUGCGCUCCCGAAUUUAAAAGAUUGGAACAUCAGAAUGGGCAUUUUUCACAGCAAGAUCGCUCCAGCUGCGAUCAAAGUCCCGGAGCAGCCGCUGAAUAACCAGCUACAGGAUCCGCGCUCACCAACGGUAAACAUCAACCGAAGUCCCAUCGGAAUCGCUGAGAUCCUCGAAAAACCAAUCAUCACAAAGGUUCGCGACCUCACGGCGGAUCUAACGGAAAUCCUGGACAACACCCAAACUCCGAUCCGUCCCGAAAAUGCCGCCGGUUCCAAACUGCAGUCCCUGCUGGAUCCCCGCUCGCCCAGCUCAUUCGAUCGCACCCCGCUGAUGUUGUCCUCGGCCGGUGGCCAACACGACGAAAGCAACGCGUCCAACGUUGGCCUUUGCGGGACGUCACUCGAGUACGAAGAAAUCAGCUGCGACGAGGGCACCUUCAGCGAGGUGGACGCCGUCGUCACCGAAACUCCUAGUUUGUUCAGCGACAUUAGCUUAAACACCGAACUGAAGGCGGACAUCGAGUGCAUAAUCCAGGGACUGCACGACGCCUCAGGUAAAGAUCCUCGCUCACCCUCGAUCAACAUCCAGCGGACGCCCAUUGUGUUUGAGGAGAAGGACACCAACGAAGAGAAACAAGAGGAAGACCAGAAACAGCGUGAAGAAGCCGAAACAAGUCAAACCGCGCAAGACAAAUCCACUCCCAUCGUCAUCCUUCAGGACGAAAAUGUUGUCGCCGCAGCGGUAACUCCCGUCAAGGAAAAGCUCGAAAGAUUGGCCAUCAACUCGGCCCCGCGGACGCCGCUCGGGUGCGUGACCAACGUGAAAAAGACCCCGGCCAAUAUGCGCAAGACGGCCCUGUUUGGCCAGAUGAAGCAAAACAAUGCCACGGCCAUUGGCGGAAGUGCCGAGAUUGUGGCCAAGAAGCCGCUCCAAACGCGGAUUUCCAAAAUUCCGACGCUCAGAAUGAAGUGAAUGCUGACUUUUGGAAACUGUGCCGUGAUGUUUUUUUUUUUAAAUGACGCUAACUUUUACUUUGUAGUA
Messenger RNA from Culex quinquefasciatus (southern house mosquito), 1151 nucleotides. RefSeq lists its product as uncharacterized. NCBI's taxonomy places the organism in Eukaryota, Metazoa, Arthropoda, Insecta, Diptera, Culicidae. The transcript has 3 exons. The coding region runs from base 147 to 1082 and encodes 311 amino acids. The record is from RefSeq and is a predicted model, not a curated record.